AUGGAUUUUCUCCGCCGAGCAUUCGGGUGUUUCGAUCGUACAUGGGUGGCUGCUCAACGAAGCGGGGAGGAUGGUGAUAAAGGGGUCUACCCAAUAUUUGUCCUCGCUUUCUAUAAAUGGAGAUCAAAUCUGACGCUGUGUGCACGGUUCGUCGACACCAUCGUCCACCUUAAUUAUCACGAACGAAGCGGCUCCACUGCCAUUGCAGAGCUUCUUUCAGAAGCUUUCACCACUUUGCAGUCGAUACACACGCGUUGGGCAGAGUACGGACUCGAUCACUAUAUCAGCCAUCCACCUGGAGGGGAUUUUGCUCAGAGUUUCGAAAUGCCGCUUACGGCUGCUACACACAAGUAUUACAAGAUCGUGGCCUCCCGAAUUACUGCUGGCUCCGGUAUCGAAGAGCUCGUUUAA
This is a messenger RNA of Fibroporia radiculosa, 411 nucleotides long. RefSeq lists its product as uncharacterized. The record is from RefSeq and is a predicted model, not a curated record. The coding region runs from base 1 to 411 and encodes 136 amino acids. NCBI's taxonomy places the organism in Eukaryota, Fungi, Basidiomycota, Agaricomycetes, Polyporales, Fibroporiaceae. The transcript has 2 exons.